This is a messenger RNA of Sycon ciliatum, 2479 nucleotides long. RefSeq names its product WD repeat, SAM and U-box domain-containing protein 1-like. The transcript is spliced from 13 exons. The record is from RefSeq and is a predicted model, not a curated record. Gene Ontology annotation, biological process: protein ubiquitination. Gene Ontology annotation, molecular function: ubiquitin-protein transferase activity; protein binding. The coding region runs from base 222 to 1751 and encodes 509 amino acids. Lineage: Eukaryota; Metazoa; Porifera; Calcarea; Leucosolenida; Sycettidae.
AAAAUGAAAGACAAACUGGAAAACCAAAAUGCAAAGGCAGCAGCAACCAACCAUUUCGAUUUCUUUCGUUUCCUUUGUGAAGCUGGCCAUCCUCAGCCAAGGAAAGGGUUUCCCCGUCUCUGCCUAGUCUUCCGCUGUCGUUGUUUUUCUCGUCACAGGAAUAGAUUUAGUCGUGCUGCUGCUGGUUGUUCGCAAACGACACGUCAAGCAGUUGAAAAAAAAUGCAGUCGGCUGAUCCGACACUAUCACUGCUCUGCACUGUCGAGGGACUGCACCGCAGCGACGUAAACGCCUGCUGCUUUGCUCCGGACGGAAAGCGCUUCGCCACGGGCUCGUCGGAUCGCACUGCCGUGCUGGUGGCGUGCGAUACAUCGGGUGCAGCCCAACUGCAGGCCUCCGCAACUCCCAAGCCAGACAGCAGCACGUCGGGACACAUUCGCCAGCUGAUCGGGCACAAGUACCACGUGAACGCCUGUACGUUCUCGCCGUGCGGAACGCUGCUGGGAACCGGCUCAACGGACUGUAGUAUUCGCGUCUGGAAUGUCGGCACCGGAGAAUGUGUUGCCACCAUGUCAGGUCACCAUCGCGGAGCAGUGAGAGCGGUUGCAUUCUCGGCUGACGGCACUCACAUCCUGUCGUCGGCCUCCGAUGACACUCUCUCCGUGUUCAACAUUGCCACUUCCAUUGAAGUUAAAACAUGGAAGACGUCCACGGAAGGCCAGUUGCAGUGUUGUGCAUGGACCUCUCACGGCUGGCAGGUCGUCAUCGGCAGUAGCAGCGGCCACUUGAUGCUCUGGGAUGCAUUUGACUGCCGCCUCGUGUCGCAAGUGGCCAAUGCUCACGACUUGGGCGUAUGUUGCCUCACACAGUUUGUCUCCGAUGCAGAAUACGUGGUUAGCGGUGGUACGGACAGCAAGAUCACCCUGUGGCAGCUCAAAGCGCAAUCAGGCACCACACAGCUACAACGCAGACAGGUGUUCAGCGGGCACGCAUCGUCCGUCUACUCUGUGGCCGUGUCUCCUGACAAGCGAUUUCUCAUAUCGGGAUCAGCUGAUAAGACCAUCCGUCUGUGGAAAUUUGAAACUGGCAAGGACAUAUCUCAGGCGUCCGGUCAUCUAGGGUUCAUCAGCUCCUGUCGUUUCUCACCUUGCGGACGGUUUGCAAUCUCCACCGGUGGUGACCGUGUCAUUAGACUGUGGAAACUGCAGCAAAGUGAUGGAUCUUUGGCUGCAUCAGCACUGGGACCAGUUGAGUCAGCCAAUGUGCCAUCAUCAUCUCCCGAGUCCUGGGGUGUGGAUGACGUUGGUCAAUGGCUGAAAUCGCUCAGUCUCAGCCAACACAGUGCAGUGUUCAAGCAAGAGAAGGCUGAUGGUGCUGUACUCCACUCUUUGCAUGUACAGGAUCUCUGCAAGAGGUUCAAAAUCGACAAGCCCAGCGAGCGUCACACGAUUCUGUGCUCGCUCAGUGAGCUGUUCCCCGCAAAUCGAUCCGUGCCGAACGAGUUUCUGUGCCCCAUUUCCAUGGAGAUUAUGCGUGAUCCGGUCGUGGCGUCGGAUGGUUUCUCUUACGAGCGGUCAGCCAUCGUGUCGUGGAUCACGUCUGGCCGACACACCAGUCCGCUCACCAACCUUCCGAUGACGUCGUCGCUAGUCUUCGCCAACAACAACUUGCUGGCAGUGAUCCGCGCGCACCUGGAGCAAUGGCAGAAGGACGGCAGUGCUCCUCCUGCGUCCGCGCCACCAUCGUCGUAGGCGCGAGGACGAUGACGGUUCACAGCCAGGUAUGCCGGUCACCGAGAAAAUGAUGGAAUGGCGUGACAGUGUUGCUGCGGCAACCCGAAUGUGUUAAUGAUGAUGAUGGUGGUGAGAGUAACGCCUCUUUUACGGGCCAUCAAAACACAAUUAGCCAUGUGAUGAUGAUAAUGAUGGUGAUACCGUUAACUGCGGCAGACUUGCCAGGCAUCAUCACCCCUGGCCUCGAAUCAGUGUCAGUUCGCAUUCCCUGUUGCGUGGUAAGCGUUACACAGGAACGUCCUAGCCAUGAUGUAGCACCAUUAGAAAGCCCUACCGGCACUUGUACUUGCUGAUAUGCUUUCCGGCCUUCCCUCUGAGAUCCUGAGUCUGUGUUCCGAUAGGUUCAGAAAGGUCUACAACAUCGUGCACGAGCCACAUCGUUUCUAUUUUUUUAUUUUUUAGCCUCUGAAUAGGUAGUAUUCUCCUUGGAGGUGCAUGUAUAGUUAUGGAUUCUUGACAUUCGCUUUCCCUUCGCCUACAUGUAUAAUUAUGGACUCUUGACAUUCGCUUUCCCUUCGCCUACUGGCUAUCCGGACACAACUUACCCGCCACCUCACAAUCGUGUUUGCCGGCCGAUAUCGAUUCGAGCUCUCAAUCAUCCGUUUGUCAAUUCAUCUUUUGGUUAGUCUUUUGAAGGCACCUGUAAUAACCUAUGCACUCUAUGAUACAAUAGUGGAUCACGGCUA